CCUCGUGCUCCAGCUCUUGUCAAGAUGGCGGACUCGGCUCAGUUCACAGAAAACGGCAGCGCCGGGGCGGGUCCCGACGGUUUCGACGCCGCUUUUUACAGUUUCGGCGGCCCGGUAGACAACGAGGCUUUCGGCAACGCGACGGACUCGAAAGCCGAUGCGUCCAAAGGCGUGGGCGGCGGCGGCGGUGGCGGUGGUGUCGGCGGCGGCCCAGGCCACGAGGCCUCGGGGCGGGCGGGCGACGGGAGCCAGGCGGCGCCGUCGUCGCAGCAGCUACAGCCGCCGACCAACAAGGAGAUGGAAGGCUCGAAGAUCAACGCCAGCAAGAACGAGGAGGACGAGGGGAAGAUGUUUGUUGGUGGACUCAGCUGGGAAACAAGCAAGAAAGAUUUAAGGGACUACUUUUCUAAAUAUGGAGAAAUUGUAGACUGCGUAAUCAAAAUGGAUCCUGUGACUGGGCGUUCGCGAGGAUUUGGGUUUAUCCUCUUCAAGGAUCCUGAAAGUGUAGAAAAGGUAUUAAAUAAGGAACACAAACUUGAUGGAAGAGUUAUUGACCCCAAGAGAGCACAAGCUAUGAAGGGCAAAGAACAAAUCAAGAAAAUCUUUGUGGGUGGGUUGGAUCCUGACUGUCCGGAAGAAAAAGUGAGAGAAUACUUCGGAACCUAUGGAGAGAUUGAAUCAAUUGAACUUCCCAUGGAUACCAAGACCAACAAAAGAAGAGGGUUCUGCUUCAUCACAUUCAAAGAAGAUAAUCCAGUAAAGACGAUUAUGGAGAAGAAGUUUCACGAUGUGGGAACGAGCAAGGUGGAAAUCAAAUUGGCUCAGCCUAAGGAAGUGUACCAGCAACAGCAGUGGGGAGGCAGAGGUGGACUCACAGGAAGAGGAAGAGGUAGAGGAGGACAAAGUCAGACCUGGAGCCAAAGCUACAACAGUAACUAUUGGAACCCAAGUUAUGGAAAUUAUAACUAUGGCUAUAACCAGAAUUAUGGUGGAUAUAGUGGCUAUGACUACCCAGCAUACAACUAUGGCUAUUAUGGUUAUGGACAGGGAUAUGGUGAUUAUAACAGUCAACCAGGCACCUAUGGUAAAGCUCCUAGGAGAGGAGGAAGUGGCCAAACUCAGUAUAGGCCUUAUUAGAUGACUUGACUGUUCCGAAGCUCUCCAGGAACAAGGCGGCGGCAAAUAUAAUAACAAGAGGGAAUAGACAUCUUUUGAAAUCCUUUAAGUGAAGAAAUCGGUCACAGAUUUUUUUUGCAUUAUGGGCAGUGUUGAAUUUGGACUUUUUACUUUUCCUUUGUAUUUUUUCUUUUUAAAUGCAAGUAAUACUUGACUGUGACAUUGUUUUGUAAAGGGGACAAAAGUUCUUGUGUAAAGUUUUUAAACUAAUAUAAUGUACCACCAUUUAGUUUUACUGCUGGUGAGCACAUCGUGGAUCAGUGUGGCAGAUGUAAGGGGAAAAUGUGUUUUUUGUUGUAUGAGCUCUGUGAAAUAUUUCCAUUUGUAACUCCUCCUGCGUGAUUAAAUAAAACGUUUGUACAUGUU
This is a messenger RNA of Leucoraja erinaceus (little skate), 1542 nucleotides long. Its product is annotated as heterogeneous nuclear ribonucleoprotein D-like. The record is from RefSeq and is a predicted model, not a curated record. Gene Ontology annotation, molecular function: RNA binding. Gene Ontology annotation, cellular component: nucleoplasm. The transcript has 8 exons. Lineage: Eukaryota; Metazoa; Chordata; Chondrichthyes; Rajiformes; Rajidae. Gene Ontology annotation, biological process: regulation of gene expression. Bases 25 to 1137 code for a protein of 370 amino acids.